AUGCCGCGCGAGAACGAGGCGGAGGACGGCGCGCGGGGGGACGAGGACGCGCGCGACUUCGACGACGACGACGACGACGACGAAAACGUCGAGGUGCUGCCGUACAUCGGCGGUGAGCUCCUGAAACCGGACCCGCCGGGACAUAAGUCAGGGUACGCCGCCAUCGUCGGACGACCGAACGCGGGGAAGAGCACGCUGAUGAAUGAUUUGGUCGGGACGAAGCUGAGCAUCGUGACGUACAAGCCGCAGACGACGCGGCAUCGGAUUUUGGGCAUCCUGAGCGACGAGAACUCGCAGAUGGUGCUUCUGGACACGCCGGGGGUGAUGGUGGAGGAGUUUAAUAAGCUGGAUGGGAUGAUGCUGAAGAGCGUGCGGAAUUCGAUGGCGAACGCGGAUGUGUUGUUUUACAUCGUGGACGCGGCGCGGGAUCCGUACGGGGCGUGGGAAGGUUUGGCGCCGAAGAAGGGUAAGCGCGUGCCGACGGCGUUGAUUUUGAACAAAUGUGACAUGGUUGGCGAUCGUGAGCGGAUCAUGGAGUUGAUUGAGUACUUUCAAGCGCAAGAGGCGAUCGACGAGGUGUUGCCGAUUUCGGCGCUCAACUCAACGGGGACGCGCAACGUCAAAGAGUGGGCGCUGGAACGUUUACCGCUCGGCCCGACGCUUUACCCCAAAGACGCCAUCAGCGAGCACCCCGAACGAUUCUUCAUCGCCGAAAUCAUCCGCGAGAAGAUAUUUUUGCAGUACAAACAAGAGGUGCCGUACAGCACGCAAGUUUGGAUCGAGACGCACAAGGAACGCGACGGCGUGAAGAAGGAUCUCAUCCUCGCCAAAGUCUUCGUCGAGCGUCAAUCUCAAAUCGGCAUCAUCGUCGGCCAAGGCGGGGCGGCGAUGAAAAAACUUUCGUCCAGCGCGCGCGCGGACAUUGAGAAGUUUUUAGGCCGCCCGGUAUUUUUAGACAUCCAAGUCAAAGUCCGCGACGGCUGGCGCGAAGACGACCGCAGCCUCGAAGACCUCGGCCUGGACGACCCCAAUAGAUUAGAGAGCCCAUCCAUCUAG
Molecule: messenger RNA, 1056 nt
Organism: Ostreococcus lucimarinus CCE9901
Lineage: Eukaryota; Viridiplantae; Chlorophyta; Mamiellophyceae; Mamiellales; Bathycoccaceae
Exons: 1
Coding region: 1-1056 (351 amino acids)
Biological process (GO): ribosomal small subunit assembly
Molecular function (GO): GTP binding; rRNA binding; ribosomal small subunit binding
Source: RefSeq, a predicted model, not a curated record